UAAAACCGGGACGUAUACAAUCAAAGAGUCACAGUUUAUGAAGUAUAGUGCGGAAGAUCACUAUGAAGUCGGUAGCUCUUGUGUUCCUUUUUGUGUUAGGCGCAUUAGCCGAUGAUGUUAAAAAUGAAUUUGAGCAAGGAGCUAUGCGGGACGCCUUUCAAUUUGUGGAUAAAUGUGGGAAUAAAGAAAUUUCAGUUUGCCUCAAGGAGCGAGCCCUACAAUAUCUAGAUAAAUUACCAAACCGAUUAGAAAUUGGGGCCGGACUUAGCAUUGAACAAGCGGAGGGUGCCGUUGAUAGAUCCGGAAGGGUUUACAAUGAUCGUGAACUGCCUGAGGAUCCCAGGGCACGGGAAGAAGCUAUUGACACGAUGCUUUAUGAUAAGUUCCUCAACUUCCUAUCAUCGCAUACUGUCGAAUUUAAAGUACCCGAUUCGGCCAUCACGGAAUUUAAGCGGUCACUCGAAGAAGGUCGCAAGAAAAAAGGCAAAAAGGGAAACAUGAUGGGGUUACUGAUGCUGUUUAAAAUGAAAGCUGCCAUGUUAGCAGCUUUAGCAAUGAAAGGCUUAGCUGUAAUCGCAUUUAAAGCUUUAGUUAUUGCGAAGAUAGCCCUAACUAUUACGUUGAUAAUAGGAUUAAAGAAACUUGCCGAGGCCAAGCACCAUUCGUCAACAUACGAAGUAGUUGCACACGAUGAUCAUCAUGGACAUUUUAGGUCUUUCGGCCAAGAACUCGCUUACAGAGGAUAUAAAGACGACUCGAAUGGAAUUAUAAGCUCUUAACCUUCAGUUCAUUCUAACGGACUGUUGUCUGUCUGAUCAGAAUAAUUUAUUUAUUUAAUGAAAUUGUGAUUGUUCCAAAUCUAUUUAUUAACUUAUUUUUUAUUGAAUAAUUGUUGCGUUUCAUUGUAGUUAACUUGUAAAUAGUAAU
Photinus pyralis (common eastern firefly) is the source of this 927-nucleotide messenger RNA. RefSeq lists its product as uncharacterized. Bases 63 to 779 code for a protein of 238 amino acids. Lineage: Eukaryota; Metazoa; Arthropoda; Insecta; Coleoptera; Lampyridae. The transcript is spliced from 3 exons. The record is from RefSeq and is a predicted model, not a curated record.